GUGAAUCAGUGAGGAGAAAGAAACCCAUUUUAGUUCGUAAGAUGAGUUCAUCAAAAACCCUAAUCAAAACCCUGAUCAAGAAUCCCACUCGCAUCAGAUCUAAAUACCAAGCCAAGCAGCUUCACGCACAGUUUCUCAGGACCCAAUCUCUCUCUCACACAUCUGCUUCCAUUGUGAUCUCCAUCUACACCAACCUUAAGCUCUUGCACGAAGCGUUGCUUCUUUUCCACACGCUCGAGUCUCCACCUGUUCUCGCAUGGAAGUCAGUCAUCAGAUGCUUCACCGACCAGUCGCUCUUCUCUCGCGCAUUGGCUUCGUUCGUCGAAAUGCGAGCUUCUGGGAGAUGCCCAGAUCACAACGUUUUCCCUUCUGUCCUGAAAUCGUGUACGAUGAUGACGGAUUUGAGAUUGGGUGAGUCUGUCCAUGGCUGUAUUCUUAGACUUGGCAUGGAUUGCGAUUUGUAUACUUGCAAUGCGCUCAUGAAUAUGUACGCUAAGCUUCUGGGUAUGAGUUCGAAGAUUAGUGUAGGUAAAGUGUUCGACGAAAUGCCACAAAGAAACUCCAUUUCUGAAGACGUUGGUGAUAAUGGAAAAAGUUCAAAUUUUCAGAGCUGUAGCGAAGAUUUAGAGGUUGAAACUUGCGUUAAUGGAUCUUCAGUGAAUGCUCCAAGUUCUUUGCCUUCAGGAAUAGAUAGUGUGAGGAAAGUUUUUGAAUUGAUGCCUAGAAAAGAUGUAGUGUCCUGGAACACUAUCAUUGCAGGGUAUGCACAAAGUGGAAUGUAUGAAAACGCUUUGAGAUUGGUUAGGGAGAUGGGAAGUAAUGACUUAAGCCCUGAUGCUUUCACCUUGUCCAGUGUUCUUCCGAUAUUUUCAGAGUAUGUGGAUGUUAUCAAGGGAAAAGAGAUUCAUGGGUAUGUGAUUAGGAAAGGCAUUGAUGCUGAUGUAUAUAUCGGGAGUAGCUUGGUUGAUAUGUAUGCAAAAAGUGCUCGGAUUGAAGACUCGGAAAGAGUGUUUUCUCAUCUGUCUUGUCGGGAUAGUAUCUCGUGGAACUCGCUUGUAGCCGGGUAUGUACAGAACGGUAGGUAUAACGAGGCUGUGAGAUUAUUCAGGCAAAUGGUAAACGCAAAGGUUAGGCCAGGACCUGUGGCGUUCUCGAGUGUUUUGCCUGCUUGUGCUCACUUAUCCACCUUGACCCUGGGGAAGCAACUUCACGGAUAUGUGUUAAGGGGUGGCUAUAGCGAUAACAUAUUUAUAGCUAGUGCACUUGUGGAUAUGUACUCGAAAUGCGGAAAUAUUAAGGCUGCUCGGAAGAUUUUCGACAGGAUGAAUUUGCACGACGAAGUAUCAUGGACAGCUAUCAUAAUGGGGCAUGCGUUACAUGGUCAUGGGCGUGAAGCGAUUUCUUUGUUUGAAGAGAUGAAACUGCAAGGAGUGAAACCGAAUCAUGUGGCGUUUGUUGCUGUACUAACUGCUUGUAGUCACGUUGGGUUGGUAGAGGAGGCGUGGGGAUAUUUCAAUAGCAUGAGUAAGGUUUAUGGUUUGAACCAUGAGUUAGAACAUUACGCAGCUGUAGCUGAUCUUCUAGGUCGUGCAGGGAGACUGGAAGAAGCAUACGAUUUCAUAUCAAACAUGCGUGUUGAACCUACGGGUAGCGUCUGGUCUACAUUAUUGUCUUCUUGCAGUGUUCACAAGAAUCUUGAGCUAGCCGAGAAGGUUGCAGAGAAGAUAUUCGCUGUUGAUUCUGAUAACAUGGGAGCUUAUGUUCUGAUGUGCAAUAUGUAUGCUUCUAAUGGGAGAUGGAAACAGAUGGCGAAGCUGAGAUUGAGAAUGAGGAGAAAAGGAAUGCGAAAGAAGCCAGCUUGUAGCUGGAUCGAAUUCAAUAACAAGACUCAUGGGUUUGUUUCAGGAGAUAGAUCGCAUCCGAGUAUGGACAGGAUCAAUGAGUUUCUUGAAGCUGUAAUGGAGCAGAUGGAGAAAGAAGGGUAUGUUGCAGACACAAGCGGGGUGCUUCACGAUGUAGACGAGGAGCAUAAAAGAGAGCUUUUGUAUGGACACAGCGAGAGAUUGGCUGUUGCUUUUGGUAUCAUCAACACAGAGCCUGGCACGACGAUUAGGGUCACUAAGAACAUAAGAAUAUGCACGGAUUGUCAUGUGGCGAUCAAGUUUAUUUCGAAGAUCACGGAAAGAGAGAUUAUCGUUAGGGAUAAUAGCAGAUUCCACCAUUUCAACCGUGGAAGCUGUUCUUGUGGAGACUAUUGGUAAUGGAAAGUGUAAAAGUUUUUGACUUGGUUUGUUCAAAGCCAGAAGACGUCGCAUAGGGGACCUGUUUCAUUACACUGAUUCUAGUGUUAGACAAGGAAAUGUGAA
Eutrema salsugineum is the source of this 2366-nucleotide messenger RNA. RefSeq names its product putative pentatricopeptide repeat-containing protein At3g23330. NCBI's taxonomy places the organism in Eukaryota, Viridiplantae, Streptophyta, Magnoliopsida, Brassicales, Brassicaceae. Gene Ontology annotation, biological process: RNA modification. The record is from RefSeq and is a predicted model, not a curated record. Gene Ontology annotation, molecular function: RNA binding; protein binding; zinc ion binding. The transcript has a single exon. The coding region runs from base 42 to 2261 and encodes 739 amino acids.